Aspergillus campestris IBT 28561 is the source of this 753-nucleotide messenger RNA. Its product is annotated as glutathione S-transferase family protein. The transcript is spliced from 3 exons. The record is from RefSeq and is a predicted model, not a curated record. Lineage: Eukaryota; Fungi; Ascomycota; Eurotiomycetes; Eurotiales; Aspergillaceae. The coding region runs from base 1 to 753 and encodes 250 amino acids.
AUGAGUCGUCCCGAUAUUACGCUUUACACGGCGCAGACGCCUAAUGGGAUUAAGAUCUCGAUUGCGUUGGAGGAGUUGGGUCUCCCCUACAAGGUCGAGAAUAUCAACAUUGGCAAGAAUACCCAGAAAGAGCCAUGGUUCCUCGAAAUCAACCCCAACGGCCGCAUCCCCGCGCUGACAGACACCUUCACGGACGGGCAAAAAAUCCGCCUCUUCGAAUCCGGCAGCAUCCUCACCUACCUCGCCGAGCAAUACGACAAAGACCACAAGAUCUCCUUCGUCCCCGGAACCCGCGAGCACUACGAGAUGAUCAGCUGGCUGUACUUCCAGAACGCCGGCGUCGGCCCCAUGCAGGGGCAAGCGAACCACUUCUCGCGGUACGCCCCCGAGCGCAUCGAGUACGGCGUUACGCGGUACACGAACGAGACGCGCAGGCUGUACGGGGUGCUGGAUGCGCAUUUGAAGACGUCGGAGAGUGGGUUCCUUGUUGGUGACCAUAUCUCGUUGGCGGAUAUUUCGCUUUGGGGGUGGGUGGCUGCUGCGGGCUGGGCCGGGAUUGAUAUUGAGGAGUUUCCGAAGUUGAAGGAGUGGGAGGAGAGAUUGGCGGCGAGAGAGGGGGUCGAGAAGGGACGUCAUGUGCCGACUAGGCAUACUGUUAAGGAUGUGCUGAAGGAUAAGGACGCUGCUGAGAAGCAGGCUGCUGAGGCGAGGGCUUGGAUUCAGCAGGGGAUGAAGGCUGAUGCUAAGCAUUAG